This is a messenger RNA of Episyrphus balteatus (marmalade hoverfly), 1212 nucleotides long. RefSeq names its product ubiquitin-like domain-containing CTD phosphatase 1 (gene Ublcp1). Gene Ontology annotation, cellular component: nucleus. The record is from RefSeq and is a predicted model, not a curated record. NCBI's taxonomy places the organism in Eukaryota, Metazoa, Arthropoda, Insecta, Diptera, Syrphidae. Gene Ontology annotation, molecular function: protein binding; protein serine/threonine phosphatase activity. Gene Ontology annotation, biological process: protein dephosphorylation. The transcript is spliced from 2 exons. Bases 143 to 1105 code for a protein of 320 amino acids.
UUCUCAUUUGCAAAAAAAAUUACGUAUGGUUUCUGUUUUGUCAACAAAAAAAGGUUGACUUCAUUGCAUUUUCUCAUAAAAGAAAAAAUUCCAUUUUUUAUACAAAAUAUAAGUAAAAACGAAACAAAAAUAAAAAAUUAUUAUGACUGAAAUAAAAGAUGCAACAAUAAUUGUUAAAUGGAGUGGCAAAGAAUACCCCAUUACCGAUCUAACAGAUCAAGACACUGUUGCUGUACUCAAACAUGAAAUCUUUAAAAAAACACAAGUUCGUCCUGAACGACAAAAAUUAUUAAAUCUUAAAUUUAAAGGAAAACUUGCUGCUGACAAUGUAAAAAUCAACAAUUUAGAGCUGAAACCUAAUUUCAAGCUAAUGAUGGUUGGAUCCACUGAAGCUGAUAUAGAAGAUGCUUGCAAUCGUCCUGAGGGACUUGCCGAAGUCAUUGAUGACUUUGAUGAUCCCGAAGAAAAAGAGGUCUCUGUGGAGAACUCUGCUGUAUUUUUGGCCAAAAUUGCCAAACGUAUAAAAGACUAUAAAAUCACAGUUUUCAAUCCGCCGAGAGAGGGUAAACGUUUACUUGUCUUGGACAUUGAUUAUACUCUCUUUGAUCAUCGUUCUUCCGCCGAAACUGGGGCCGAACUUAUGCGUCCUUAUUUGCAUGAGUUUUUGACCUCGGCCUAUGAAGACUAUGACAUUGUAAUUUGGUCUGCCACUGGCAUGCGUUGGAUCGAGGAGAAAAUGAAACUCCUUGGUGUUAGCCAACACACGAGCUAUAAAAUAAUGUUUUAUUUAGAUUUGAAUGCUAUGAUAACAGUUCACACUGCGGAGCGAGGUGUAAUUGAUGUUAAACCACUCGGUGUCAUUUGGGGUAAUUUCCCACAAUACAGUUCAAAGAAUACUAUCAUGUUUGAUGAUAUUCGAAGGAAUUUCAUAAUGAAUCCAAAAUGUGGACUGAAGAUACGUCCGUUUCGACAGGCACAUUUUAAUCGUCAGACUGAUAAGGAAUUGGUUAAAUUGGCCAAGUAUUUGAAAGAUAUUGCUGAUAAUUGUUGUGAUUUUAAUAAGUUGAAUCAUCGCAAGUGGGAGAGUUAUAAUCCAAGGAAAUAGAAUUAAGUUUGUAGUUGUAGUAGUAUGUUCGCUCUUAAGAUUGUUUACAAAAAAAAAACGCAUUUGAGUGGUAAUUAGAAAAAAAUAAAACCGAAGUUUUCUUAAAA